Messenger RNA from Pristis pectinata (smalltooth sawfish), 1233 nucleotides. RefSeq names its product Ig heavy chain Mem5-like. Gene Ontology annotation, cellular component: external side of plasma membrane; immunoglobulin complex, circulating; blood microparticle. Gene Ontology annotation, biological process: innate immune response; phagocytosis, engulfment; B cell receptor signaling pathway. The record is from RefSeq and is a predicted model, not a curated record. The transcript is spliced from 7 exons. Lineage: Eukaryota; Metazoa; Chordata; Chondrichthyes; Rhinopristiformes; Pristidae. Gene Ontology annotation, molecular function: immunoglobulin receptor binding; antigen binding. Bases 91 to 1233 code for a protein of 380 amino acids.
AACAGCGCUCACUACGGCUUCCGACAAAGCCGGCCGGAGCUGAAACCGCCGAUUUCUGGAGUGUCCGAGUCUGGCUCAGUGGACAGGGCGAUGGGGGUCGCUUCUUAUCUCUGUCUCCUUCUGUCCUGUCUGGCAGGCGUGCGGUCCGACGUCGUGCUGACACAGCCCGCCUCAGCGGUGGUGAAGCCCGGGGAGUCCUACACACUGACCUGUGGAGUCAGUGGGUCCAGCCUCAGUAGCUACUACAGCAUGAACUGGGUGAAACAGGUCUCCGAGAAAGGGCUGGAGUGGCUGGCGGGGAUAGACUAUUAUGAUGACAAAUAUUGCGCGCCUGGAGUCAAGGGCCGAUUCGAGGUUUCCAAGGACAGCAGCAACUUUUAUCUGCAAAUGAAAAACCUGAGACCGGACGACACGGCCACCUAUUACUGUGCGAGUAUAACUGGGUGGCACAGUUGUGACUAUCUUGACUACUGGGGGAAAGGAACCUCGCUGACGGUGACUUCAGUGGCCAAGUCCUUGCCGUCAGUCUACAUCACCCCCUCCUGCAACAUGGAAUCUGGCCAAGAGAUCAGCCUCCUCUGUCUGGUCAAGGGCUAUAUGCCUGAGAGCAUCAGUCAGACAUGGUCCAUUAACGGUGGGGACAUCACCACUGGAAUCAAGAAGUACCCGGCAGUCUUUGGACAAAGUUCAUUGUACACAAUGAGCAGCUUGCUCCAAGUCCCUGCAGCGGAUUUCAACAGGAAUGAAGUCUACUUCUGCAAGGCAGGGUACGAGCCAAGCGAGAUGGUGACAGAGAGAUGGUCGUCGGAACGUCCCGUUCCCAAGCUCAUCCCCCUUGUUCCAUCCCCGGAUUUUAUCCACAAUCAAACAACUGCUGUCCUGGGCUGUCUGAUAUCUGGAGUCCCUCCUGACAACCUUACUGUUUCCUGGAAAAAAGCUGGAUCUGCUCGAAAAGGCAUCGUUCUCCCGUCCACUACAACUGAUGGUGGAUUCGAAACAGUCACUUACCUGAGAGUCCCUGUGCAGGAAUGGAUCAGCGAACAGGAAUAUACUUGUGAAGUGACCGACACAUCUUCUGGUUUCAGACAGAAGGUCAACAUGAGGUAUCAGGACGGUGAAGCCUGUUCUGUAGGUUUGCCAAUGUUCUUGUACCAGACUAACCUCAAUGCGACAUUCUCAGAUGGUUCUGCCCGACAGUAUCAUUGUUGUGAAGGAAAAUGUGAAAUAAAGUGA